AUUUCAUGUGUUGAGAGCAUCUCAGGAAAAUUCAAGAUGGCUGCCAAGCGGAAGGGCGGCCUGAAACUAAAUGCCAUCUGCGCCAAGCUAAGCCGGCAGGUUGUCUACGAGUGUGCGGCGGAGCAGGCCGAACCUGACCAGAAACUUCCGGAGGCCUACCCGACCGACGGCCUGCAGCAUGGCGACCAGGAGGUGGAGGCCAAGGUUCCCGAAGGGCUGCAGCACAUCCAGAAGCUGGAGGAGGACAAGAAGAGGCGGGAGGCGAUCGAGAAGUGGGUGAAUGGGGAGUACACGGACGAGCACGGGGACCGCGGCGAGGAGCGGCUCGUCAAGGCAGGGGAUGGCGACUUCCUGCCCUCGGAAGGGGUGUACAUGCUUCAGCCCAAAGGUUGCAGUGAAGAGGAGGACAUUGACGGGGCUCAGGAAUCUCUCGACGGUAGCUACAUGGACGAUCGGGAUUCGGAGGACGUGGGGCCGAAAGAGGAAGGCUACAAUUCUUCCAGUGAGGCCAGCAUAAGGCAGCACAGCGUUGCCUCUUCAGGGGAAGCAUCAACUCUCCACGACUAUGCAGCGUCGACCAUGAACGAGUUCCUGGGGAUGUUCGGCUACGACGACCAGAAUGUCAGGGACGAGCUGACGAAGAAGAUCAGCUUCGACAAGCUGAACGCCACUACCUCAGAGACCUACCCCGGGGCCUCUCUGGGCGAGGACGCGCUGGCGAGGAGGGUCCGCAACUCCAAGUACGAGGAGUGCAUUCGGAAACUCAAGGCAGGGGAGCAGCUGCCACGGCCGCUUCCCUCCUCUAAAGUUGAGGAGACAGGCCCCAGGCCCCCACAGGCAAAGGACACCCCGCCACCAAGCACCCAAGAGGCCUCUGUCCGUCGUGACGCCAAACCAACGCCUGCUCCCGCCCCGCCCGCCCCUCGGGGUUCCAAGUAUGACUACUUCAUCCAGAAGCUGAAGACGGGUGAGAGCCUCCGGCCCCAGAAUGGGAACACCUACAAGAGGCCGUCCAAGUACGACCUGGAGAACGUCAAGUACCUGCACCUCUUCAGCCCCGGCGAGGGGGACCCUGACAUGGGCGGCGCCAUUGCCUUCAAGACCGGGAAAGUGGGGCGUCCCUCCAAGUACGACGUCAAGAACAUACAGAAGCUGGCCAUGGCCAAGGCGGCGCCAAACAUGGCGGCCGCACCGCUCUCCGGCACCUCCUGCGCUCCGGGGACCGGCUCCGAUACGGCCGCUGCGGUCGGCUUCGGGGGCCCCGACCUCCUGAAGUCGAGCUUCUCCAGGACCGACUCCAUCACAACUGGAACCGUCUCCACUGUCAGCCGGCUUUCCAAAGGGGACCCGUUAGUGGAUGACUCCGUUGGAAGGUUGUCGAGUUCGAAUGUGUCUACAGUGAAUCGGAAUGGAUUGUCCUCAGACAAACCAGGUGCUUUGCCCGAUGAUGUAAAUAUUUACCAGAAGUACAUUGCCAGCUCCCACUCCUGCGCCGCUCUGCGAACACCAUCACCCAAGGGACUGGAGGACAGGCAUGGUCACACAACACGGAAACUGGCCAUUCGGCCCACCAUUCCCAUGCUCACCUUGAACCCAUCCACAUCAAUCCAUCUUCCAGAACUUGGCUCGUACUCUUCUAUACCUAGGUUUUCCGGGAGUCAGCAGUGUGGGCACAUUCACUGCGCCUAUCAGUAUCGGGAGCACUAUCACUGUCUGGAUCCCGAGUGCAACCACCAGAGAUUUACCAGUAAGCAAGAUGUGAUUCGACACUACAACAUGCACAAGAAAAGAGACAACUCCCUCCAGCACGGCUUCAUGCGGUUUAGCCCCCUGGACGACUGCAGUGUUUAUUACCACGGGUGCCACCUGAACGGCAAGAGCACGCACUACCACUGUAUGCAGGUGGGCUGCACGAAGGUGUACACCAGCACCUCUGACGUCAUGACGCACGAAAACUUCCAUAAGAAAAACGCACAGCUGAUCAACGAUGGUUUCCAGCGUUUCCGGGCAACCGAAGACUGCGGGACUCUGGGGUGUCAGUUCUACGGACAGAAAACCACCCACUUCCACUGCAGGCGCGCUGGCUGCACGUUCACCUUCAAGAACAAGUGUGACAUCGAGAAGCACAAGAGCUACCACAUCAAGGACGACGCCUACGCCAAGGACGGCUUCAAGAAGUUCUACAAGUACGAGGAGUGCAAAUACGAGGGCUGCGUGUACAGCAAGGCCACCAACCACUUCCACUGCAUCCGGCUGGGCUGCGGCUUCACCUUUACCUCCACCAGCCAGAUGACGUCGCACAAGCGCAAACACGAGCGCCGCCAUAUCCGCAGCGCGGGGGGGCUGGGACUCGCCUCCCAGCUACUGGGCCGCAAGGACGCCGAGCAGGACGACUCCAGCAACGACGACCUCAUCGACUACUCUGCCAUCAGUAGCAAGAACUCGAGCCUGAGCGCCUCCCCGACCAGCCAGCAGUCCUCAGUUCCCAUUGUGCUGCCCGCCCCCUCCAGCGAGAUCUCCAACGCCCAGGCCGUCAAGCCCGGCUCCGGCGUGAUGCCCAUCACCAAGAUACCCACCCUCCUCUCCCAGACGCUGCCCAGCUCCAUCCCAGUGGCGCUGGCCCUCUCCAACGCCGGGAUGGCAGCCAGUGGACCCUUCUUCCCGAUGCUGCCCAACCGGGUGUCCGUGGCCCUGCCGGUGUCGGCCGCCGGCCUGAUCUCCGCCAUCUCCUCCGGCAUCUCCAGCCUGCCCACUGAGUCCCCCUCGCAAGCCGUCUCGGCCUCGGGCAGCCCGGCCGCCAUGCCCCCGGCGGCGGCAUCCAUCAUGGAGAAGAUGACGGCGAGCAAGGGUCUCAUCUCGCCCAUGAUGGCCCGCCUUGCUGCCGCCGCCCUCAAGCCUUCCGCCCCAACAGAGGCAGGGAAUGGACAGCCAACGCCGGCAAACCAGUUCAGCCUGAUCGAGCUCAAGCAGGAGGCCGGUGACACUGUCAAGACGCAAACCCAGGACCCGCUGCAGGAUCAGAGUCUCAAUCUCAGCCUGAAGGACCACGGGACUGAAUCCAAUGGUCACAUGGAGACUACGAACACUUCUCUCUUAUCCUCGUUUCUCAAUAAGGUAUCCCAGAGCAACAGCGGACUGGGCGGUUUGAUGAACCUCAAGGCAGAGCCGGAUUGUGGGCAUUCCGAUGAAGAUCAGGCUUCCUUCAUGAGCAAAGCGAUGGUUCAGCAGAGGUCGGAGAAACGGACGGAACUCUGGGAAAAAUACCUGCGCAGGUUUACGACGGAGGAUUACUGUGAGAGCCAGUGUGAUUUCCUGCACAAGGUCCAUUUCCAUUGUGUGGUGGAGGACUGCGGUGCCCUAUUCAGCACCCUGGAUGGGGCCAUCAAACAUGCCAACUUCCAUUUCCGAGCUGACGGCGGGGUGGUGAAGGUGAAGUCGGAACCUUGUUUCUCCAGCCCAAUUGCAGUGGAGAACAGAACCUCUGGCACCUCGGCAUUCCCUCCCAUCGCCAUGGUAACGGCUGCAGCUGUGCAGGUCUCCCCAGCGAGCCCCACGGUCGUCUCCACCGCCCCGACGCUCUUCACCUGGAAACAGCUGGCGGCUUCCAUCCCUCAGCUCCCCGUCUCCACGUUGGCGACGUCUUCCCUGGCAACCACAUCCCUGGAGAACGCAAAGCCUCAGGUCAAACCAGGAUUCCUGCAGUUUCAGGAAAAUGAUCCCUGUCUGGCGACCGACUGCAAAUACUCGAACAAGUUUCACUUCCACUGUCUGUUUGGAAACUGCAAAUACGUCUGUAAAACUUCUGGGAAAGCAGAAUCACACUGUCUAGACCACAUCAAUCCCAACAACAACCUGGUCAACGUGCGUGACCAGUUCUCCUACUACUCUCUGCAGUGUCUCUGUCCAAAUCAGCAAUGUGAAUUCCGUAUGAGAGGACACUACCACUGUUUACGGCCCUUCUGCAACUUUGUGACCAACAUCACUACAAAGCUCCCCUGGCACAUCAAAAAGCAUGAGAAGGCUGAGCGACGAGCGGCCAAUGGCUUCAAGUACUUCACCAAGCGGGAAGAGUGUGGCAGGCUAGGCUGCAAGUACAACCAGGUAAAUAGUCACUUCCACUGCAUCCGCGAUGGCUGCCUCUUCUCCUUCCUCCUUAAGCACCAGAUGACAUCCCACUCUCGAAAGCACAUGAGGAGAAUGCUGGGCAAGAACUUCGACAAGAUCCACAGCCAGGGGCCCAGGAGCGACGAUGCCACUGACAACAUGGCUGCCACCAGCGGCUCCUCAGCUGUGACGUCAUCGUCUAACAUGGUGGACAUGGAAACGGAUGAGUGCAUGGACUACCCCAUGGCCACCAGCCCGGCCGGCCUGUCCUCCGAGUCUUCGGUUCCAGACCGCAGCUGCACCAGCACCCCGGUGGGAAACGAAAGCAGUGUGGCAGGCUGCCCGGUUACUCCUGCUGCUGACGCUACCCGCAAUGCACCAUCUCCAUCCUUGCCACAAGCCUUGUUCCGAACCACCCAUUCUUCACUGCCAUUCCUCCUUUCUCCAUCCUGUCUCUCACACUCUCUGCUCAGCGUGACUCUCGGAUCCGCCAGGAAUGUCAUACCAACCAGCACGCCAGGUCUCAACCCGACCAUUGCUGCUCCCACUCCGAUUAAAAGCGAUGUCCCAAUAGUUCAGGAUGCUGCAGGGAACACAAUUUCUCUCCCGACUGCUUCUGGUGCGAAGAAGAGAUUCUGGAUCAUCGAAGAUAUGUCCCCCUACGGGAAACGGCGAAAGACGGCCUCCUCCCGCAAGAUGCUGGACGAAGGGAUGAUGCUGGAGGGCUUCAAGCGCUACGACCUCUAUGAGGACUGCAAGGACGCGAGCUGCCAGUUCUCGCUGAAGGUCACCCACUACCACUGCACCCGGGAGAACUGUGGCUACAAGUUCUGUGGCCGCACCCACAUGUACAAGCACGCCCAGCACCACGACCGUGUCGACAACCUGGUCCUCGACGACUUCAAGCGCUUCAAGUCGUCGCUGCGCUGCAACUUUGCGGACUGCCAGUUCUCGGGCAACAGCACCCACUUCCACUGCCUGCGCUGUGGCUUCCGGUGCACCGACAGCACCAAGGUGACGGCUCAUCGCAAGCACCACGGCAAGCAGGACGUGAUCAGCGCCGCCGGCUUUUGCCAGUUCAGCUCCAGCGUCGACUGCGAGGUGGCCGAUUGCAAGUACAAGCUCAAGUGCUCGCAUUUCCACUGCACCUACCCUGACUGCAAGCACACAGUGGUGGGCAUGUCCCAAAUGGACUCCCACAAGCGCAAGCACGAGAAGCAAGAGCGCGGGGAGGCGGUGCCUGCCUCCCCGGCCCGCGAGGCGAUGCACAGCGCCCUGGAGUACGAUUCCCAGGCGUCCUCCCUCAACCUGGACGGCUCCCUCAACCUGGGCACGGGCGCGGACGGCUCGCUCUUCUUCCUGAAGAACCCGGCCGGCGUCGGCCUCAGCGACUCGCUCGACCUGAGCGCCAAGCCGCACGAGGCGGCCCGCUUCGGCAUCGCCGCCGCCCAGGAGGACAUCACCGUCACGUCGGGCGACGCCGAAGACGACAACGACGCGACGCAGGACGACGAGGAGCCGAACGACGAUGAUGAUGACGACGACGAUGAUGAUCUCAACACGGACUCCGACAGUAGCCAUGGCACUGACCACAUGGACAUGGUGGACAAAGAUGAAGCAGGUGGGGUGUAGCAGGGAGCUCCACAUCCCUCCCCCCCUCCACCCAUUAAAGAAUCUGUCCCUCUAUUCAUUCACUGGGAUAACAAAUCCUCCUCCAUUUAAAAGAAAUAUUGUAGUAGAACUAAGAACCAAACCUCCACAGGCAUCGCAGUGUGUGUAUGUGUGAAGGGGCCCGGGCAGCCUUUACACCCCAUCAGGAUCAAAUGGAGAGCCUUAGGACGCCUCCACCCUCAACAAUAUGCUUCCAGACCAGCUCACGACAACAGGACAGUGCCCACAACAAGUGAAAAGAAUCAUGGGUUGUCGAUGAACAAAACAAUUGGCUUCAGAUGGUACGUGCAGUAGGAAGAACUUGCUCCCUAAAAGAUGUUUACAACCUGACCAACGUGAUUAAUCCCUUUUAAUAUGCAGGAAAAAAAAGAGAAAAUCUAUAAUCCAACGUUCUGGAGUUGGACACCAUGUAAUGUUUGGGUAUUGCCUUUGCUACCGAAAACUCCUUGGUUGCGUGUGUGCAUGUCUGCUAGAUUCUAUUGUUUUAAUUUUUUGGGAAUUUAAAGAAAACAAGAGUAAUAUGAAACCGAAAUUCAUAAGCAGUUUUUGAGCUGCAGUGUACAAUGCGGUAUGGCAGAGUGUGCAAGUGAAGAAUUUACAAAGGCAGUUUUAAAAUGGCCGUUUUCUGUUGUCAGUCCCACAGUCGCCUCCAAUGGGUGGUGAGAAACCCUUCAGGGUUAAGGCACAUUAAACGCCUUCUGAAGCACUGAGUGUGGUUGAACAAGUGUUCAUUGUGAAACAGUGCUCAGACUGAGUGACGUUUCUUUAAUGAUCUUCCAUUAAUUUAUUUUACUUUGAAGAUCUUCUCUCUCUCUUUCUCUUUCUUUCUCUCUCUCUUCCGUACCCUGGAGUUUGCAUUUGUUUUAUCCCGGAUUGCGUCCUAUUGCAGGUCUUUCCAUUCCAAACCUCUCAGCCUCUUGCCGCUGUUCCAGAAUGAUUUUUUUUUUCCCGCGAUUGUAAAGAAGCCACAUAUGGCACCUGGAAGCUUCUAGAAGUUUUUUUUUUGUUUGUUUUGUAGAUAGAAUGAGAACAUUUCAAACAAAAUUAUUUUUAUAUAUUUAAAGCAGAAAUCAAUUUGAAUGUUGUAGAUACUCUGAGGCCCGACAUGGUCAUGUUGUUUGCAAAUCAUCGGCCACCACAAGGAAUCUAACUCUUUGAGGGCUUAAAUCUGUGGUUCCUCUAUUCAAAGGGGUCUCUUUGUGUUUCUGUGUAUGAGUUUCUGAUCAAAAGCCGUCUCUCUUCUGUGUGUUUAAGAUUGUUUGAAAACAGGGCCAUUAUAUCUUUAAAGAUGAGAAUGAUAUACUUUAAAAGAAGCAGCAGGAAUCAGGUAACUGUAAGUACAACACAUAUUAGCUAACAUUUUAGUACUGAAGAAGAACCAAUUUCACUCUCCCUUUUCCAAUCUGACAACUUCAACGAUCAUUGUGUCCCUUCAAACUCAAUCUGAACUAAAAAGAGAAAAUGGUGGAAAUUCUACCAGGUCAGGCUGCAACUGUAGGAAGAAUUUGUUCCACAGAAACUGCCUAACCUUCUAAGAUUUUCCACCAUUUAUUUUUUAAUAAGCAGCAAGUGUAAUCCACUUCCCCACGUUAAAUACUCCACAGUCUCCCUGACAUUUCUGUCCCAUGAUGAGGUGACAUGAAAACUUGUUUCCACUGCAGUACCCUUGGGGUUGCUGCUCCUAAAUGUGGAGCCAAGCCUUUUUAGGUUUCAUUUUCUACUCCUACCUUCCCCAACAAUACCCUUCGCCCCACCCCACCCCACCCCAUCCCACCACCAGCCUCAGCCGGCUUGAUUUCUGCCAACACUGGUUUUGCUAAUUGUAUAGAUUUGCAGUCCGCACAUAACACACGCUUCAGCAGCAGAUUAACGACGUCUGUUUUCACCUUUCCCUGAAAGCUUAGCCUCUUAAUUGCUCUUCUAAAGUUGUCAGUUUAACACCUCAUUAGUCACUAACUAGUAGAGUUUAGCUGUACCUCUCUAUCAAGUCGUCCUGCUAUUGUAAAUAGAUUAGCUUCAUUGUGUAGUCCUUGUUAUAGAAGACCCUGGCAAGACCAAUUAUACAAUUUCCAAGUGGUGCAUCCACAGAUGACAUGGACAAAUUAUUUCAAAAAGGACAAAGCUUUGGGGAGCAUCCUAUUGGCCAGAGCACCUCAACGUGCUUCAACUCAUUACAUUCAUCUUGGAGAAAUCAAACCAAGCAAAGGAACAUACUCUAACACACACAAAAUGGAAGAACUCAGGAGAUCAAGCAGCAUCUAUGGAGAGGAAGUUUUUCCCCCUUCCCUAUCUCUCUUCUUCCAUUCCUUCUUAUCUUCUUUUCUCACCUGCCUAUCACCCCCCACCCCAACGUUGCCCCUCCUCUUUCCCAUCCUCCCAUGGUCCACUACCAUCUUCUGUCAGAUUCCUUCUUCUUCAUCCCUUUACCUUUCCCACCUAUCACCUCCCAGCUUCUUACUUUAUCCCCCGCUGCACCCACCUGGCUCCACCUAUCACCUUUUAGUUUGUACUCUGUGCCCUUCCCUUCCUACCUCCUUAUCCUGGCUUCUUCCCCCUUCCUUUCCAGUCCUGAUGAAGGGUCACAGCUUCCUUUCCAGAGGUGCUGCCCAACCGGCUAAGUUCCUCCCGUAUUUUGUGUGUGUUACUCUGGAUUUCCAGUAUCUGCAGAAUCUCUUGUGUAGAAGAUAUCGACUGGCACCCUAAGUUAACAUGGAGACCUCAAUAUCGAAAAUACAUCAACUUGUUUCAUCCUGUAGUAAGGAAGGAAUUGCUCUGACACUUCUGUCCCAAUGUUGCAUGUUUAAAUGGGGUCUCUGGGGAGGAGAAUCCCAAACUACAGGCUCUGAGAAUGCAGAAGAUCCCCCCCCCCCCACCCAGAGGAUGUGCCAUUGAGUCCCCAACCGCUUCCCUGACGCCAUUUAAAGGCAGUGAAUGUGCUUCGACAUGAGUACUGAUGCCACCGGCCCAGUCUCCCGGAUUAUUUCUCACUUCCCCUAGACCAGAAAACAUGGGAGCAGAAUUAGGCCAUUCGGCCCGUCAAAUCUGCUCUGCCAGUGGAACACAGUAGUAGAACAUUCGGGGAAGGCUGAAGGCCUGAUGUCUGUCCCCUGUCACCAGUCCAUAGGCUCGAUAGUAAUGUCACCCCCACAGUUUCCAGUCAGCAGUGCAACGGUGAGCAGGACUGUCUGCUACACACAGCAUCCUUGGAACACCUCCUUAAGCCUCUCUGCUCGCUGGCCUGGCCACUUCCACCAAUAACUGUUCCUAGUGGUGUUAGCCAGUCUCCAACGUUAUGCUCCACCAACUCCAGCCCAUUCAACACUUUACAGUGUGGGGCAACAAGCUCAGUUUGUCAGGAGUCAUCUCUCCCCCCCAACCCCACCCAUAAACCAUCCCCACCAUCUAUCUACAGCCUGGAACUAAUCACCCGGAGUCCUGCACCCCCACCGCAUCACUCUGUUCUCCAUCAGUGCCGGUGAAGGGUCUCGGCCCGAAACGUCGACUGUUUAUUCCUCUCCAUGGAGGCUGCAACAGCUGUCGAGUUUCUCCAGCAUUUUGUUACUCUGGACUUCCAGCAUCUGCAGAAUCUCUUGUGUUUGCACUGUCCCCACUGACUGACAUUGGUUUUCCCAGUAGUCUCCACUCCAACCCUCUUGUUGCUUCAUAGCAGUAUCUCUCUGUGAACUCCAUCCCACCGUCCACCCCAGGAGAGCCCAGCACUCCGAGUUUCACUCCACGCUCCACCAUCUCUGCCUCCCAAACGCCAAGACUGCCACUACUACACUCACAUAUGCCACACCAACCCAAGAGCCACUGGAACAGAAGGUGGCUUACCACCGGGAAAGGAGGCGGCCUUGUACUGUGGCCCCAUGGGGGAAGCCCAAUGCUUGUUCAUUCAGGAAUUCAGAUUAAUCUGAUGCUAGACCAUCAACUUUGACUGAAAUAUCAUUAUGAUGGCAAAAUAUAUCAAAUCACUGUGCAAAUUAUUGUUGAAAUUUUAAAACUGAGAACAUGCAAAAUACAAAUUAACAAAAGGUAAAAGAAAAUGGAAUUCUUCAGUAAGAAUGAGAUAAUUGGAAUAUGGCUUAUGUACAGAACAAUCCCAUCCUUAAUAUGGUCCUACUAAGAAUCUAUUUUCAUUGUUGACCUUCUGAAAUGUUUUAUUUCCCUUAAAGGUAACGCUUUAACCUAAAGCAGAUUUAUAUUAGCAUGUCAGUAGGCACACCUGAUCGACAGUUUAACCCUGACAGUUUAACCUUGCCAAAGUUACACAUUGUGACAGGACUUGGGCUCUUGUGGAAUGCGAUAAUGGCUCUUAACAGGGCAGUGUCUAGUCUUUAUGGUACACGUUUCUGCAGUUCUUUGAGUGAAGCACUACAGGCAGGUGUUAUGAGUGUGUUAACCUGCUUUUGUGUCCUUUUUGUAAGUUUGCACUAAUUCUGUUUUGUAUUAGAAACAGUCGUGAACCCUACCAAUUAACAGAAAACUCCAUUUUAUUGCCAGUCUUUAAGUAGCCCCGUUCACGGCAGGGCAGAAGUCAUUUGCUGUGUACUUGAUCUUGUAUGAGAAUUUAAUAACACUUGGGAGAAAGUAUUAGGGCAAGCUGUGUUGGAGUAGCUCUCUUUCCAAGCGUACCACUCGAUGGGCCAAAUGGCCUAAUUUUGCUCCAAUAUCUUAUGGUCUUAUGGUACCUCAGCACAGCAGACCUGUGUGGGAUGAUCAUUGUCAAAUAUAGCCCUCCCAAUUAUUCAAUGGAAAAGGGGCUACCAUGGCUUUAAGGAGAACACACACACGCCGCCGUCUUCUUUCCCAGGGCACAACAGAAACCGACAUUAACCCUUUGAGGAGUUAUCCUUCCUACACUAAAUUGUGAAGUAACGGUUACUGUGUUUCGUUCUAGUCAGUGAUGGAGAUUGUGUGUGCAUUUGUAAAAGUAUGCAUGCAGUGUGUUUCUGUGUGUGUGUGUGUGUGUGUGUGUGUGUGUGUGUGUGUUUCUGUGUGUGUGUGUGUAUACCUGUGUGUCUGCACUUGAUAUGAGUGAGCAUGAAAAAGAGAGAGAGAGGGAGAACGAUGAUGAGUUCUCGGUAUGUGUGUAUUUAUCUGAACGUGUGUGUGAGUUUUGUGGGUGUACUUAUACUUGAGUGUGUGUGCAUGUGGACGAGCGUCAUUGAAAGUGUUUGUGCAUCAGUGAGUCUCAGUGCGAGACAGAGGGAGAGACUCUGAGUCCUCUGCUUUUUACUCAUCACGUUUUGUAAGUUCUGUACUGUCAACAGGAAAUAAAAUGGAAUCAAACCAACUUCCCACCCACACACAAAACAAAUCUACCCAUCCUCAAAGGGUUAAAGACACAAGACUUAAAUACAUUGCAUUUAAGGAACUUCCUUAUGUUAAAAAAAAAUAAUUCUGGAAUAACCCAUAGAUCUUUUGGUGUGUGCAAAUCCUUUAAAGAUGGAAGUGUCACAGGCUCCUGAACACUAAGGCCAUUUAUACAUCGACUGUUAGCACUGACACAGAGUGUGGUUCAGGUUUGACUUGAAUUUAGUAGGAUGCAAAUUAACAGGUUUCCUAUGAAUAUUAAUUGAUAAAUAAUUUAAUACCGUUAUCUCUCAGUUUUAUUUUUGUGUGCUCUUUAUCUUGCUGUCAAUCCACUAGUGAGUUCUAUUUAAAAGUCAGAGAAGAGGCAGGCAAUACUAAUUGUUUAAUUUUUUUUUCAAACUCAGUAUGUAUUUUGAGAAAAAUACUGUAAGAUGCUUAGAGCUGGGAAACAGUUUAUGCACUUGGAUCUAGCCGCUGUGUGUCUCUCUUUCUUUUGAAAUACAUAUAGAGCAUGGUAAAAGUUUUUCUUUCCUCUUUCUUCUGUGAUGUUUUGAAAAACGGGUAACACAUCAGCAGAUGUUGCCAGAUGGCAUUGUGUAGAUAGUCUACCAGAAUAUGAAGAGAAAUGGAUAUAAUCAUUAUGUACAACCAGACAGAAACAACCUCCAAAUCUUCUAAACGGUCAAGCUGCUGAAGCAAUCGAUCAUUUUGCUGUUAAUUUAACUAAAACUGGAUUGAUCUUUUGGAGACAAGAGAAAGAAAAAAAAAUUACAAUGUAGCAAAAAGAAAAAUUCUAGCCUUUGUAAUAUAUAUAUUGCACACUGGGAUAAGAAGCCAUCUCUAGACCACAUGGAUUUGUGUAAUUUUAUUCUCUCAUGGGGAGAACGUGAUUCAUAUACGGUGUACAUGGCUCUCUAUACAAGGAGACAACUCAACAUUUUUUAAAAUGCUUUGGAAAAGACGUUCUCCAAUACUUGAAUACUGACCCCCUCAGCACCUAUGUUAUUGAUAACUGAAUAUUUUUCCACUUGAAUCUAGUGCUGUUAGAAAUUUAAUAUAUGUGUUUUAUUUAUUUGAUUGGUUUUGCAUGUCUGAUGCAAGGGUUUGAGAUUUUCACUCAAUAAAAA
Mobula hypostoma (lesser devil ray) is the source of this 12218-nucleotide messenger RNA. It is a transcript of the gene casz1, whose product is annotated as castor zinc finger 1. Gene Ontology annotation, cellular component: nucleus. The annotation marks the transcript as partial. NCBI's taxonomy places the organism in Eukaryota, Metazoa, Chordata, Chondrichthyes, Myliobatiformes, Myliobatidae. The transcript has 21 exons. Gene Ontology annotation, biological process: regulation of neuron differentiation; positive regulation of transcription by RNA polymerase II. The record is from RefSeq and is a predicted model, not a curated record. Gene Ontology annotation, molecular function: RNA polymerase II transcription regulatory region sequence-specific DNA binding; DNA-binding transcription factor activity, RNA polymerase II-specific.